UCUCAGGUCUUCAAGUUGGAUUUCCGCCCGGAUCCUGGCAUGCCACACGUAGUGCUAGUAAUUCCGGAUCCGUAUUCGUGAUCUGCUAUUGUUGGAACCUUAAGACCGUAGUUGUUUCGCACAAGAUGGGUUCCGAGAGUCAACAUGCCGAGGCCAACGGGAAAGCAGAUCCUGUUGAUUCAACUCAGGCCAGUUCAAGCAAAAACAAGCUGAAGCUGGCGUACCAUUUCGUCGUGUCCAACAGCGGUCCUGUAAUCCUGCUGCCUAUACUGGCAGCGAUUGCUCUUCGCGUGGCUCGCAUGUCUCCCGACGACGUGCAGGCGCUCUGGGAAUUCCUGCACCAGAAUGCCGUCCCCGUCUUCGUCGCCCUCAACCUUAUCCUCCUCGCCGCCGCCUUGUACUUCGCAACGAGGCGCACUCGUGUUCUGCUCGUCGACUACGCCUGUUUCCGUCCCUCGGAAGAGCUCGCCAUGACACGCGCUGAGGGCCUCGACUUCGCUCGUCGCACCCCGACCUUUGACGACAAGAGCGUCGAGUUCCAGACGAAGGUUGUCGAGCGAUCCGGUCUCGGCGACCGGACCUACCUUCCGAAAUGCCUGAGAACGUUCCCGAUCACGCCGAGCCUGGCGGAGGCUCGGAAAGAGGCGGAGAUGGUCAUUUUCGGGAGCCUCGAUGCGCUGUUCGAGAAGACCGGAGUUAAGCCGAAGGAUAUCAGCAUCCUCGUGGUGAACUGCAGUAUCUUCUGCCCGACUCCGUCGCUGUCCGCCAUGGUGGUGAACAAGUACGGCAUGCGCAACGACAUCCAGUCGUACAACCUCGGAGGAAUGGGGUGCAGCGCCGGGCUUAUUGCCAUCAAGCUCGCUCAGGAUCUACUCCAGGUGACCCCCAACACGUACGCCGUGGUGGCGUCCACGGAGAACAUCUCCCAGAACAUAUACCUGGGCACGCGCCGCUCCAUGCAGGUCUCCAACUGCCUCUUCCGCCUCGGAGGAGCCGCCAUGCUGCUCACCAACAAGAGCAGCGAGCGCCGCCGCGCCAAGUACGAGCUGAAGCACGUGGUGCGCACGCACAUGGGCAAGGACGACAAGAGCUACAAGUGCGUGUUUCAGGAGGAGGACGACAACAAGGUGGUCGGCGUCGCUCUGUCUAAGGACCUCAUGAACGUCGCUGGAGAGUCCCUCCGCACGAAUAUCACCAGGCUAGGCCCGCUCGUGCUGCCGCUAUCCGAGCAGCUGCUGUUCGCUGCUGUGCUCAUCGCUCGGAAGGUCUUUGGCGUGAAGAUGAAGCCGUACGUGCCGGACUUCAAGCUCGCGUUCGAACACUUCUGCAUCCACGCCGGUGGUCGCGCUGUGAUUGAUGAGCUCGAGAAGAACCUCGAUCUGACGCACUACCAGACCGAACCGUCGCGCAUGGCUCUGUACCGCUUUGGCAACACGUCCUCGUCGUCCAUCUGGUACGAGCUCUCCUACUCGGAAGCACAGGGUCGCGUCCGCCGUGGCGACCGCGUGUGGCAGAUCGCGUUUGGUUCUGGCUUCAAGUGCCAGAGUGCCGUGUGGCAGGCGCUGAGGAAGAUCGACCCCAAGAAGAACAGGGGUGUGUGGGCGGAGUACUACGACGGAGCGGGUGGCGCGGAGAUGUUCGCUGCAGCGCUUGCGGAUGCCCAGGCUCCUGUCAGGCCGAUUCCCGCGUCAUAGGGAUUGCAGCACUCACUUGGGAGAUGCAGUGAUUGUAGCUCGUCGGAUAUCGUUGUGGGUAGGUUGUCUAGUACUGCUUCUUUCUUGGCUUUGAUAUGGCAUGGUUAGGGAUGAACUGAUUCUGAUGUUCAGGGUUCAGGUUUCCAGGUUGGGCACUUAGUGGAAGCAAGGGACAUUCUGAUCGUAUGAGGGGGAUUUAACAGGGGGUGUGCGGGAUGAAGAGAGCAGAAGAUGUACUGAAAGGGUAGCAAUUUGGCACGAGUAGUUGCUGCUCCAGAUAUGCCUCCAGCUUCUGCCUCUUGCAGGAGGUGUGGGUGGAAUGCUGAGGCACUGAGGUGAGGAUCUCCUGAUAAUUUUCACAAUGUUAUGGCGAUGCACACAAUUCA
Messenger RNA from Closterium sp. NIES-67, 2080 nucleotides. The record is from the annotation of a GenBank genome assembly. NCBI's taxonomy places the organism in Eukaryota, Viridiplantae, Streptophyta, Zygnematophyceae, Desmidiales, Closteriaceae.